UACUCAAAAACACAUUUAGGGCAGUUCAAGGCUUGCACUGCAUUGAAGAUCACAACAACAAGCUAAAUCUACAAAGGAACUCUCCAAAAUCAAAGCAUCUUUCAGUUAUUCAGGAUGCAGAGCCCGAGUGUACUGCUGAUCUUUACCCUUUGUGGGUCAAGCUUGUGCAACCUUAUGCAGGAGAAACAGACAGAUUUUGGGCUGCAGGUGUUCUCCGAAGCCAUCCAAUCUGCUCCGGACAGAAAUCUGGUUCUCUCUCCCUAUGGCAUCUCUUCAGUGCUAGGCAUGGCUCAGCUGGGUGCUUAUGGCAGCACUCUUCAAAUGCUCACCUCCAAGAUGGGCUACUCACUGCAAGCACGAGGAAUGCCAAAGCUACAGAGGCUUCUUCAAAGAGAUCUGGCCAGUGAAGACGGGGUAGAAGUAGCCAGCGGUGUCAUGGUUAACCAGAAGAUAAUCCUGGAAAAGCUUUUUAGGUGCAGCCUGACCAAAGCCUUCCAGAGUGUCCCUCACCAAAUAGACUUCAGCCAACCAGAGAUGGCCCGGAAGGUGAUCAACUCCUGGACAUCUGACCACACUGGUGGAAUGAUUACUGACUUCCUCCCCUCUGGGGUGUUGAGUGAACUGACACGCUUGGUCCUGUUGAAUGCCCUCCACUUCCAUGGGGUCUGGAAGACACCGUUUGACCCUAAACUUACUAGGGAACAGCUAUUCCACAGAGGCAACGGCAGUGCUGUAUCUGUUCCUAUGAUGACUAUGACUUCAAAAUUCAACUGUGGUGAGUUUGUGACUGAAGACGGUGUGGACUAUGAUGUCAUUGAGGUGCCUUAUGAGGGGGAGUCGCUAAGUAUGCUUCUGGUGAUGCCAUUUGAGAGGGAUGUGCCUCUUUUGGCCUUGAACAAAGAGCUGAGAAGCAGCAGGAUUCACCAAUGGAGAAAACAGAUGAGAAAGAUUAACAAACAACUUGCUAUGCCAAGGUUCUCCAUGGAUACAGAAAUUGAUCUUAAGUCCACACUGAGCAAGAUGGGUCUUGGAGACAUUUUCAGCCAGAGCAAAGCUGAUUUCUCUCGCAUUACCACUGAGGAACCUUUAUGUGUAUCCAAGGUCCUUCAGAGAGUAAAACUUGAGGUGAAUGAAGAAGGAACCAAAGGCUCAUCUGCCACAGCGGCUGUCAUCUACUCUCGCAUGGCUGUUGAGGAGAUCAAAUUAGAUAGACCCUUCUAUUUCCUUAUUCAGCACAAACCCACUGGUGCGUUGUUGUUUAGCGGUCAGGUGAACCAGCCUCAGGAAUACUAACAGACCGAGGUUGUACCUGAAGUAACCAUACAAAUAGAAGGACCAAAGAAACUGCCAACAAGUCUGCACACAACAUACUACUGAAGUCAAGAGAUGCUUGGAGUUCUGUUUUAAAAUGAAAGGGGUGGGGGUGCCGAACUUUAAUAAGAAACGUAUAAAUGUUUAUUCAGUAUGUGUCCUCUGCUAUGGGGGAGGAAAGAUCUAUGCUAUAAAAAGAAAGCACUACUGUUUGAAACAUAUGUCUGAAACAAUCAGGGAGAUUUAAUGAACAAAUUUACAGCCUCUGCAGACAAAGAGGUUCUACAUGCACUAAUAAUUUGAAGAGUGAAUUCAUUUGUAUGCUUGGUUUCAUCUGUUUAAUAUGCUUAUCUUUUU
Sinocyclocheilus grahami is the source of this 1668-nucleotide messenger RNA. RefSeq names its product serpin peptidase inhibitor, clade E (nexin, plasminogen activator inhibitor type 1), member 1 (gene serpine1). The record is from RefSeq and is a predicted model, not a curated record. Gene Ontology annotation, biological process: negative regulation of vascular wound healing; negative regulation of plasminogen activation; negative regulation of endopeptidase activity. Lineage: Eukaryota; Metazoa; Chordata; Actinopteri; Cypriniformes; Cyprinidae. Bases 115 to 1293 code for a protein of 392 amino acids. Gene Ontology annotation, molecular function: serine-type endopeptidase inhibitor activity. The transcript is spliced from 9 exons.